AUGUCUAGGGAUACGAGAGGAUCAAUUGGGAUCAAGGGUGCAGCGGAGGCCAAGGUCUCUGGUCUACUGAAGAAAUUUACCUAUGAUCGUUUAUUCCAAAUCAAAAGAGAUUAUAACAAUUUACAAGAUACACUUGAAAAUAUAUCAAGAUUCGGUAUCAACAAUAGUGACUUAUAUUUUUUAUUAAACUCUGAAGACAUUCCAGAAGAAAUCAAAGAUGUUGCUGGUCAUCCCUCAAUUGAAGCUGCUGCUAAAAUUAAAACAGAACAAGAUGCUGGUAGUUUCCAACUAAUAAAGACUAAAGCUCGUCCUGCUCCAGAAUCGAAAGAAUCAUCACCAGCUCCAAGACCAAUAAAAAAAUUCAGAGUUGAUGAAAUUAGAAAAAGCAUCUUUGGAACACAAUUACCACCUUUAAAUAAUACCACACCUGUCAAUUUUCCUCCAUCUUUACCACCAAUUAAUGAUGAUAAUAUCUUGAAAGUUAUCUUUACACAUAGUUCAGCUGCUAAUGAUCCUUCUUUUGAUGUCUACGAAAGUAAUGAAAGAUUGGAAUUCUUAGGUGAUUCAGUUUUAAAUCAUAUCAUCAGUGUUCUAAUAUUUGCUAAGUUCCCGCAAUAUAAUGAAGGUGAUCUGACUUUGCUGAGAUCAGAUAUUGUCUGUAAUAAAAAUUUGACUAAUUGGUCAACAUUAUAUGGAUUUGAUAAACAACUUGUUUCCAAUUUCAACUCACAGCAAUUAGAACAAAAUCACAAGAAACUUUAUGCAAAUGUUUUUGAAGCUUAUGUUGGAGGUCUGUAUCAAGAUUCAAGAGGUGAUAUAAAUGCUAUUUUACCUUGGUUAAGUCUUUUAUGUGAACCUAUAAUUGCCAAAGCGGAGAACACAUCAAGUUACAAGCCUUUAGAUCAACCAGAAGGAUCAUAUCCAUCACAAUCAGAACCAAAACCAAAUUAUCAUACAGCUAAUGAUGAAAACUCCAAAUCUUCAAAACAAGAAUUAUACGUUUUAUUGAAUCCAAUCUUUGUUCCACAAUAUGAGGUCGUUAAAAAGGAAAAUGGAGAUCAUAAUCCUUUAUUCACAGUUGCAUGUCUUGUUAAUGGUGAGUUAUUAGGUGUUUCUGAAUCAAGAAGUAUUAAACUUGGUGGUCAAAUGGCUGCUUAUGAUGCUUUGAAUAAUAAUAAGGCUAAAGUGGAAAAAUAUAAAGAUCUUAGAGUUGAAGUUAAAGAAAAGGGUAAACCGGUGCCUCCAAAGAUCACAACGCCUGUCGAGGAGCAAAUUAUUGCACAUCGUUCAAGAUUUGGUCUUUGA
Molecule: messenger RNA, 1305 nt
Organism: Hansenula ciferrii
Lineage: Eukaryota; Fungi; Ascomycota; Saccharomycetes; Phaffomycetales; Wickerhamomycetaceae
Product: ribonuclease III family protein
Exons: 1
Coding region: 1-1305 (434 amino acids)
Biological process (GO): regulation of gene expression; rRNA processing; primary miRNA processing
Cellular component (GO): nucleus
Molecular function (GO): double-stranded RNA binding; ribonuclease III activity
Source: RefSeq, a predicted model, not a curated record